AUGGCGGGUCAGCCUAACUCAGACGCUUUGCUUGGGCCAUCCGAAUUUCAUGCGGCCUUGGUCGCUGCCGAUAGGCCGCUUGUUCUGGAUGCUCAGUCUCUUCUCAUCAAGGACUUCUCUUGGCACAUAAAGGUGGGCGAGGCGUCUCGAAAGACUCCUCUUCUCCCUUGGGAGACGGGUCCCCUUUCUUGGAUCUUUGGCAGGCCACUCAAGAGGCCGCGUCUGGAGCUACCUCGGGACCUGUCUCCCGAUUCAGGAUCUGCUGUUGAUGCGGGGGUGCCUCUGGUUCAUCCACAGCCGGUGCCCAACUUUGCAAGGGAGCGUCUUAGGAUUGCAGCUCUCCUGGCUACAGACGACAGUUCUCGCUGGGAGGCUCUGAGGAAGUUCAGGACGCUGGUUUUGCUUGACCCGGCGCUGUCUCAGGUGGGGCAGUCACUUGCGGCUGAGGCUUUGAUUCUGCGAGACGGUGAUCAGAUGAGGCGAACCUUCUUGGAUGUCUUUCAUGGCAAAAGUACAGCUACCUUAGUGAAGAGAGCCUCGUCGCUUUGGAGGUUUGCCAACUUUUGUUUUGACAAUGGUCUGGGAAAUCCGCUCGGGGCUGGCGAGAAGGUUUUGUACCGAUACAUGUCGCACCUAGAGGAACAUGGCAAGCCGACAUCCGCCUCGGCUUUCCUUCAGGCCUGGAACUUCGCUGUCCACACUUUGAAGCUCUGUAGCCCGGACGCUCUGGGGGCCUUGUCCGCUAGAGUGAAGGGUGCUGCGCAGCGCAUGUACUCCUUGAAGAGGAAGCUUGUUCAGGCAGUACCUUUGACAGUGAAGCAGGUGAAAGGCCUGGAGUACGUGGUCCUGAAGUCCCCGUACCCCCAUUGGCGAAUCAUUGCGGGUCACCUCUUGGUGUGCAUAGGGUCUAGCUGCCGAUUCGCCGAUUCCUUGCAGCUGACCAGCCUCAAGGUCAGCACUGCUCAGGGUGUUACCCUGGUCGAGGCAGAGAGCUCGAAGUGGAAGACGGCUUCGAGGAAGGAUCAGCUCCUUCCUUUGGCCUCCUUGGGAAAGUUCUUCGCUGAGGAGUCGUGGGGAGAAGUUUGGGCUAAGGAGCGCGAGGCUGCUGGUCUUGGCCUCAACCCGGCGCUCCCGGCUUUCUCCGAGGUGACUGGUGAGUGGCUUAACCGUCCUAUGUCUACGGGGGAGGCCACUUGUUACCUUAGGGAGUUCAUGACCGCGGCUUCCCAGAUGACUGCUGGGUUAGGGUGUCAUUCCCUGAAGUGCACGGUCUUGUCUUGGGCUGCAAAAUCCACGGAUGUCCCUCUCGCUGAUCGACGUUUGCUGGGGCAUCACAUAGAUCCGGGAGUGGUGUCGCCGCUUACUUAUGCGAGAGACGAGCAGACCCGACUCAUGAAGGUAGUUCAUCUUAUCGUGGAAAAGAUCAGGAAAGGAUCCUUCAAGCCGGAUGCCUCGAAGGUCUGGCGCCUCGCGAAGCUGAUUGAGUCUGGUGGCACGGAGCUGCUUACUGAACAGAUUGUGCAAGGCGAUCCCUCUAUGGAGGAGUCCGAUGACGAGGAAGGCGACUUCGGCGACGGGGACAUGGCCGCUGGAGGAGCUUGCGCCUCGAUGGAGCGAUUGAGUGCAGCUGAGCUGGACGUUGCUAAAGAUAGUCGGAUGCAUGUCUACUCGAGGGUGGUGCACAUCCUGAAAGGAUCCAAGUUCCUAUGUGGGAGGAACCUUUCUCCAAACUAUGAGGCCAUCGAUCCGGAUGUUCCCCUCCGAGACUUGCCGGUAUGCGCUCAGUGCUCGCAGAAGUACCAGCAGUGA
Molecule: messenger RNA, 1809 nt
Organism: Symbiodinium sp. CCMP2592
Lineage: Eukaryota; Dinophyceae; Suessiales; Symbiodiniaceae
Source: the annotation of a GenBank genome assembly